Molecule: messenger RNA, 2091 nt
Organism: Hordeum vulgare subsp. vulgare (domesticated barley)
Lineage: Eukaryota; Viridiplantae; Streptophyta; Magnoliopsida; Poales; Poaceae
Product: programmed cell death protein 2
Exons: 13
Coding region: 305-1627 (440 amino acids)
Cellular component (GO): cytoplasm
Source: RefSeq, a predicted model, not a curated record
CUUUCUGCCCAACAGAAACAGCAAACCGUUUCGCUAUUUCUUUGCCCCGCCGCCAUCCCCCCUGGCUCGAGCUCCCACGCGACCUCGACGGCUGCUGCUGCUCGCCGCCCACGCCGUCCAGAAGCUGCUCGCCGCCCUCGACUGAGAACUGAACCACGCCGACGCCUCUGCCCGUGGGUACUGCUGGACUUCGACCGCGUCGCCACGCCUGCACCGACUCGCUGCCGGCCUGCCGCGACCUUCAGCGGCCAAAAAAGCCGCACGAAUCCCCCCUCAUCCAUCUCUUUCCGCCGCAGCUGAGUUGAUGGAACCCAACGCCGACAAGCUACGUGGUCUUCGCAUCACCUCCCUGGAUGAUGAAGACGAUGAUGAGACAGAACUGCCCAACCAACCUCUGCCCGCCUCCACCAUGGACGUGGCUGCGGCCGCCUCGGGCUAUGAUGACGAUGACGAGGACGAGGACGAAGAUGAAGAAGCAGAAGUCAUGCUUGGUUUCCUGGAGAAGCCGAAGCAUCCAGGCCUCCUCCUCCGCCACCUCUUUCCCAGCAAGGCCGGAGGCAUCCCGGCAUGGUUGGAUCCCGUGAACUUGCCCUCGGGGAACUCCAGAUGCUGUGGCUUCUGCGGCGAGCCCCUGCACUUCGUCCUCCAGAUUUAUGCUCCGAUUGAGAGCAAUGCAGCAGCAUUCCACCGCACUCUGUUCAUGUUCAUGUGCCCGUCGAUGGCGUGCUUGCACCGAGACCAGCACGAACAGUGGACACGUAACCAAGGCAAUCCUCGUAGAAGUGUGAGGGUUUUCCGGUGCCAGCUGCCUCGUACCAACGCGUUCUACUCAAGUGAACCUCCAAGUCACAAUAACUCCGACAAGCCACUAUGUGCCGGAGAAAAGCUUCGUACUGUCAAUGUGCUGACUGCUGAGACUAAAUUUGAUGGGGCUGCUCUCUGUCAUUGGUGUGGUACAUGGAAAGGGGAUAAAAUAUGUGGUAGCUGCAAGAAAUCACGUUACUGUUCUGAGAAACAUCAGGCACUGCACUGGCGCUCUGGUCAUAAAAUUGAUUGCCUACAGAUAAUCAAUUCUUCUGAAGCUUCAAGUUCUGUGCUGCCAGCUGUAGGAAAAGUUCCUGCUAGGAGUUCUUGGCCGGAAUAUCAGAUAGCAAUUGACGAUGAAGUUGAUUUGGAUUCUGAUAGUUGUGAUGAAAACAGCUCAAAGUCCUUGGUGAUCCAAAAGCAUGGUAAACCAGAUGAUACAAUGCAGUCAUGGAUGGAUCAAUUUGAGGCUGAUGCUGACAACCGAUGCUGGGCAUAUUUUCAAGAGCGUAUCACAAGAGGGCCAAAGCAAGUAUUGAGAUACUGUCGAGAUCCAAAUGCAAAACCUCUGUGGGCUUUAUCAGCUGGGCGUCCAUCAAAUGCUGAUAUCCCUAAAUGUAGCUACUGUAAAGGUCCGCUGUGCUAUGAAUUUCAGAUAAUGCCACAAUUGCUUUAUUACUUUGGUGUGAGAAACGAACCAGACUCUCUUGAUUGGGCAACAGUUGUUGUGUACACAUGUCAAGGAUCAUGUGAUGAAAGUAUUAGCUACAUGGAAGAAUUUGCAUGGGUUCAGUUAUAUCCUACGUCAAUCACAAGGCCGUAGUAAUGUUCGCGUGUUCCACAGAGUAGCGUCUGCUGCUGCAGGGGAGUUGGAACUUGAAAGUGAUGGUCUACCUUGCAUUUCAACCCGAAGACAAGCGAUUAAUUCAAAAGAAUAAAAAAUGAAGACAGGCGUUCCAAGCCAGAUAGAUUUUUUUUAGAUGUCAACUUCAAUGCAGUGCCAUGGUCUGGUCCCAAUUAGCUCGCUCGUGCUUGGUCUACUAUUUAGCCACUGGGGCCAUCUACAGAGCAUUUGAUGUGAAAUAGCUGUGGUCGCCAACAUUGCCGGUUCAGUGGGCAUCUUUAUUUCGUUAGGAUUAUCCGUCUCUUUAUAUGAGCCACCUUGGACGGUUUUUUGGAUUGCUCAUUAGGGUUCUGGUAUAUCUCGUUGGUUUGUUAUUUGAGGCCUCUUGCAUUUUUUGCUUUCGGCAUUGACCCUUCUUUUAGGAGUUGAAAUUUUGAAUGCUA